Messenger RNA from Condylostylus longicornis, 619 nucleotides. It is a transcript of the gene EMC6, whose product is annotated as ER membrane protein complex subunit 6. Gene Ontology annotation, cellular component: membrane; endoplasmic reticulum; EMC complex. Bases 103 to 447 code for a protein of 114 amino acids. The transcript is spliced from 2 exons. Lineage: Eukaryota; Metazoa; Arthropoda; Insecta; Diptera; Dolichopodidae. Gene Ontology annotation, biological process: protein folding in endoplasmic reticulum; autophagosome assembly. The record is from RefSeq and is a predicted model, not a curated record.
UUUUCAUUUUAAUAGUGUCAUGUUUUAAUUAAUUUCGAGUUUAAAGUAAAGAAAACACUCUUUUACUGGAAGAUAAACCUAAAAAGCUAAUAAAAUAUUAGAAUGACAAAUAACUUAAAAACUAAGGAACUUAAAAGUGGAGAAAUAAUCGCAUAUAGUGAAUAUGCAAUACGAAAUAAUGCAUCGGCAGUAGAUUAUUGCAAAACUUCCUUGUGCGCUUUAUCAGGAUGUUGUGCAGGAAUUUUGGGACUGACUGGAAUAAUUGGAUUUUUAUUUUAUAUUUUAUCGGCCCUGGGCUUAUGGGGUUUAAUUUUAUUGAAAUCAGGCUCAACAUGGCAAAAAUAUUUCGUUAGCAGACGAAACUUACUUACGAAUGGAUUUUUAGGAGGAUUAUGUACAUAUGUUUUAUUUUGGACAUUUUUAUAUGGGAUGGUACAUGUUUAUUGAAAAGUAGUAAUGCUUCAAACAAGCAGUUCCAAAACAAAAAUUUAUAGUAUAUGGUUUUCUUAAAAAUAUAAAAAUCAAGAAAAAAAAUGCUUGGAAAACAAAUAUGUAUGUAUUUAUGUUGUAAAAUGUUUAAAUCGAAUUGAAGUGGAAUGAAAAAUGAAAAUUAAGCACA